UGAGUGCAUCCGAGACUUAUCAUUUGCGAACCUACUUUUCUGCCAAAUCACAUAAUAACUUACAUUUUUGUUAAUCUACGCCAUUAUUAUUCAAGGUAUCAAAGACGACCCUGAAGCUAUAUAAACUUCAUAAGUUCUUUCCGUGCAACCUUUCGAAUAUGGCCUCUUUAAGCUGCGGUUAUAAGUGUCUGCAGAUUCUUUUAGUGAUAUUUAAUAUCCUUGUUUUUGCAUGUGGAAUUGCUUUGAUAGUGAUUGGGAGUCUCUCUCAAGUUGCUAUUAAUAACUACUCUUCUGGGAUCGAUUCAAGCAUCAAAGGUCUCGUAAUCUUCGUGAUAGUACUCGGAUGCUUCCUAUUUUUGCUUGGAUUUCUCGGAUUUUGUGGGGCAUGUACCAAAAAUACUUGUUGUCUAAUCUUGUACGCAAUUCUUCUGUCAAUCAUGGUUGCGGCUGAAAUAGCGGCAGGAAUAACGGCUGCUGUGCUGAGAGACGAAGUAAAAUCUCAGUUCCUAUCUUUGGUUAAAAGCUCCGUCAAUGAAUAUAGCAAGAAUCCGGACUUUAAGGAUUUCUUAGACAAGAUACAACAAGAGUUUCAAUGUUGCGGCUCUGAAUCCUCAAGUGACUACACAUCAUCUGGACAAACCGUCCCUGACUCAUGUAAAGAUACAAAAACUAAGGCUAUAUACUCAGAUGUAAGUUGAGAGAAAUUUUGUUUUGGCUUCAAAAUAUCUUCUUAACUUUUAUAUUUCUUCAAAAAUCUAUGAGAUGUGAUGUGGGAUGUUCCAUUAUUUCAAUACGUUUCUUAUAUUAACUAUUUAAAGGAUGUUUAAACUUAUAAAAUGUGUUGAAAUAAUAACGAGCAACGGAAAAGUGAAAAUUAAAAUCUUUGUACAUGAGUGAAAGCUAAUCUAUCAAAUCUCAAUGGUAAACUGCUUUGAAUGUUUGUACAAGCUUGAAAUCCCGAAUAAAUACUUUGUGAAAUGCCUGUUAACAGUCAAUUUUAAAGUACUACUAUCUUCAGCCAACGUGACUACUCAGGACUUACUGUUUCCUGGAGUUGUGAACAUGAUCUUCUGUUUGCUUUCUUCACUGAUAUGAAUAGAAUAGGAGGUUUUUUGACCUACGCCGUGAGAUUUCAGACUCAGGAAGUACCUCAAGAUGUUUGCAGUUAGAACCACAUGAUCAUUGCAAAUGACUACCCAAAUUUCGGGUACGCAAAAUAUUACCAAUGUGUAGAUAUUAUGACCACCUUCAAUCAAUUUUAAAACACGUUAAAAAUCUUUGAUAUUCAGCCUUGUUUACAGUCUGGAAAUUCUCGUUUAUACUCAGGUGCUAAUAGUAGUCAUUUCAUUAAACUUUCAGGAUCACACUUCAAGCCAGAACUAUAUCUGGUAGUUCAUAUUUAUAAAUUUAGACGUUCGGCCUAAUAUCGUCCAUAAACUUGGUGAGCAUUGCACACUGACUUUGUAUGAUGGGGUAAAGUUAGUGAUCAUAGUUGUAGAGAUCUGCUUUUCAAGUGAAUCAUGUCUGAUCACAUCCCUACUAAGUGGCAUUGUUACUUGAGUCAGCAUUUAAUAAAGAAUAAUGAUUGCACACUGGAUACAAUUAUUAGUACGACGGCAAAUAUGUUUGACCGUUAUUAGUGUGGUUCAACUCACGCUUUUACUUUUCACAGUAGUGGAUAGAUAAUCUUGACCAGUGAGGUUUGCAUUUGUCUGAAGAGCACAUCAAAUCACAAAUGUUUUCCUUGCUUGCUUGCUUGCCACUAGAGUACGCUGUUUCUGGGUGAGGCAUGGUAUAAACAUAGGUGAUUAUUUAAACUGAUGACCAACACUCUGAGUCAGCCAUGGAUAUCGCACACUAUCUCCGGUCAUUUUGAAAACACAGACCAUGUUUCCAGGAUACCACCCACCCGACGUUAAAAGAUUUUGACCUCUAACAUCAGAAAUAGGACAAUUAUUUCCUGAAACUUGAUCUCUAUUUUAGUCAAACGUAAUAAUGUUCUUUUUAAUUUCAGGGUUGUUCAUACAAAGUAAUCUCCUUCUUUGAAAAGUACAUUGUCGCCGUUUUAGUAGCGGCAUUUGUAUUCGCUAUCCUUCAAUUAUUGUGUAUUGUUUUUGCUAUCUGUGUUAUUCGAGCUAUCAAAUCUGGCGAUUCUGACUGAGAUUAAAAUUAUUGAAGGUUUAAACACCAAAUUUGAUUUUCCAAAAGCCUUUGAAUUUAUAUAAUUAAAUCUCUUUUUCUUCAUAUUUUUAUUUUAUUGUCAUUUAUUAAACACAUAAUGGAAUUUUGUAUUUUGUUCAAAAAACAUUAAAAAAGAACAUGAAUAAGCAAAGGUUACUGGACUUAAUAUUGUAAUAUCAACGGAAAAUAUAAAAUCUAAGUAAUGUUUUCGGACUUAUCUUUUCAUUUGCCUUUAUUGAUUGUUUAAAUGAAUUAAACUGACACGCUGCUUCUUACCAAAUGUGGAGUUAUGUCAGCAAAGUGUAUAGACACUUCACAUUCUACUACUUCUGUAACUUCACAUUUGACAAACAAUAAACAUAGAUUAGAAGGAUCCGAACUAGUUCUAAAUAAAACAACUUAUUGACAAAUAGUGUUACGAUAAUGUCAAUAAUUUUGAUUAUUUUACUCAUUAAAACUCCG
Schistosoma bovis is the source of this 2643-nucleotide messenger RNA. The record is from the annotation of a GenBank genome assembly. NCBI's taxonomy places the organism in Eukaryota, Metazoa, Platyhelminthes, Trematoda, Strigeidida, Schistosomatidae.